AUGACAGACCUGCACCGACAUCUGCAGGACAACAGAUCAGCAUACUCGCUCGCGACACCUGCCCAGUAUGGUACGACAACACCCACCGGCCCCUCGAGCAAGCGCAUCCUCUUCAAUGCUACGCUCAAGAUGGCGGCUAUCUUCGUCGUCAGCACGCUGUUUCUCGGAGGAACACUGUGGCUUGCACUGCCAACUCUGGACGAGGAGGACCGCCCGGACCUCCGCAUCCCAAAGUCGUUCGCCCAGCUGCAGGCACUGAACACCCUGCUUAAGAAGUACCGCGACAUCUACCCCUACCGCAUUGUUGUCUGUUACGUAACGACCUACCUAUUCCUGCAAGCGUUCUCGCUCCCCGGGUCAAUGUACCUAUCCAUCCUGGGCGGCGCUGUGUGGGGCGUGCCGCGGGCGAUCCUGCUGGCGUGCACAUGCGUAGCGUGUGGCGCGACGCUCUGCUACCUGAUCAGCGCGGCGCUCGGGCCCGCGCUUCUCACCAUGCCGAAGUACAGGGCGCGGGCGGACGUGUGGUCGGAGAAGAUCAGCGCACAGCGCGAGAACCUCAUCUCGUACCUCAUCGUGCUCCGGAUCGCGCCGCUGCCGCCGCACUGGGUCGUGAACGUGCUCUGCCCGCACCUCGGGAUCGGGAUCGCGCCGUUCUGGGUGAGCACGUGGCUGGGCAUCCUCGGGGUGACCGUCAUCCACACGACGAUCGGCGGGAGCCUGGACGAGAUGACGUCCGCGGACGACUUCCACCUCAUCUCGUGGAAGAACUUCUUCAUGCUCGCGGCGGUCGUCGUGGGCGUGAUGAUCCCCGUCGGGCUGCGGUACUUCUUUAAGCGCGAGCUCGCGACCGUCGUCGACGUCGAGGCGGACGCGGAGAGCAUCGCGGAGCAGUACCGCGACGACGCGAGCGACGUCAUUCUCGAGCAGGGUCCCACCGUGGGCGCCGGCAAGGGCAAGGACACGAAGCUCAUUAGCCUCGACGACGAGGACGACUUCUCGGACAGCGAUCCGGACGAGGACAUCAUUCUCGAGGCGGGGCCCGCGCUCGUGGUCAAGGCGGACGAGCCUGCAGAGCCAGCCCGCCGGGAAUGGCGGCGAGAGGACCUUCUCUGA
Molecule: messenger RNA, 1113 nt
Organism: Fomitopsis serialis
Lineage: Eukaryota; Fungi; Basidiomycota; Agaricomycetes; Polyporales; Fomitopsidaceae
Product: oxalate transporter
Exons: 4
Coding region: 1-1113 (370 amino acids)
Cellular component (GO): endoplasmic reticulum membrane
Source: RefSeq, a predicted model, not a curated record